AAAUCGUUCUUGAAUCGAAUCGAAAACUUAGGAAUCGUGAAUCGAAUCAAUUCGCUGUGUACCCAAAGACUCACAGCCCUAAUACGCGCAGCCUCUUCCCGUGGAGCAUCCGCCAUAUUGUCUACCAGGAGACACUGAGAGCAUCUGGAGGGCCACAAUGAAGGACUUAUAGGAUUGCUGUGUCUCCCGAGUAAGCUCCUGGAUGUCCUCUUUCAUUCAUAUUACAAUCAGCCUAUGCUCCACCAUAAAGUCAUCACAUCUGCCUUCAUCAGCUCCGCCUGUUGUUUGCUGCUUGGAGGAACCCUCCAAGGUGUUUCAGGGAAUACUGUGUGUAGAAUAUGUCUGGCCCUGUCCCAAGUCGCUCUCGAGUUUACCCUGAUGUAAACACACAGCGACCCAGAGAGUACUGGGACUAUGAAUCCCAUGUGGUGGACUGGGGAAAUCAGGAUGACUAUCAAUUAGUGCGAAAGCUUGGCCGUGGAAAAUACAGUGAAGUGUUUGAAGCCAUAAACAUCACUAACAAUGAGAAAGUAGUCGUCAAAAUACUCAAGCCAGUGAAAAAGAAGAAAAUUAAACGAGAAAUAAAAAUUCUGGAGAACUUGAGAGGAGGCCCCAACAUCAUAACACUUUUAGACAUCAUAAAAGAUCCUGUGUCCCGAACCCCAGCGCUGGUUUUUGAGCAUGUUAACAACACAGACUUCAAGCAAUUGUAUCAAACUUUGUCAGACUUUGACAUCCGCUUCUACAUGUAUGAAAUUCUUAAGGCUCUCGACUACUGCCACAGUAUGGGAAUAAUGCACAGAGACGUAAAGCCACACAAUGUCAUGAUUGACCAUGAGCACAGAAAGCUUCGUUUGAUUGAUUGGGGCUUGGCUGAGUUUUACCACCCAAACCAGGAGUACAAUGUACGUGUGGCUUCCCGAUAUUUUAAAGGCCCUGAACUCCUCGUGGACUAUCAGAUGUAUGACUACAGUCUGGAUAUGUGGAGUCUUGGGUGCAUGCUGGCCAGCAUGAUCUUCAGGAAGGAACCUUUUUUCCAUGGACAUGACAACUAUGACCAGUUGGUUAGAAUUGCAAAGGUUCUGGGUACCGAGGACCUGUAUGAUUACAUUGACAAAUAUAACAUUGAGCUGGAUCCACGCUUUAAUGACAUUUUGGGCAGACACUCCCGCAAGAGAUGGGAGCGGUUUGUACACAGUGAGAAUCAGCACCUGGUCAGUACUGAAGCUCUGGAUUUUCUGGACAAGCUGCUACGUUAUGAUCACCAGGCCAGACUGACGGCCCGCGAGGCCAUGGACCACCCUUACUUCUAUCCUAUAAUUAAAGACCAGGGCAGAGGCGCGCCAGCUUCAGGAAUGACUGCUAGUUCCACACCGGUCAGCUCUUCUAGCUUGAUGGCAGGCAUCGCCUCUAUGACUCCGAGCACACAGCCCAAUAUGGCCAACAUCAGCGCCGGCUCGCCCGUCAUUCCUGGCUCAAACACAAUGGCCACACAAGUGCCCACUGCCGCUGGAGCCCAGCCCUGAACCCCGCCCGCCCGCCCCCCACCCUCACCCCUCUUUCUCACAUCCAUCUAUCCGUCUCUCUCUUCUAUGGGCCUGUUUGGAAUUGUGAAUCAGCGGUGAAGGGGUGGGGGUGCACUGAAUUCAUGUGUGGUUAUUUUUAUGUUGCAAAUAACCCAAACUUUUGUUUUUCUCCUCAGUUGUUGUUUAGGGGGACUGUGAACUCAGAAAGAACCCAUAAUGGUUUUGCACCUGUCUGUGUGAGUUAGAAAAGCAAAUGGUUGUGAACUUUCACUUGCCUUGACUUGUUUAGAAACACUUUAAUGUCCACCUGCAGAAGGAUAAUAAAAUUAAUUUUUAUAUGUCCCUGUAGUGUUCUCGUGCUCAAACCAUUACACUGACUGACUUUUUAAUUGUUUUUUGGGAGGCAGGGAAUAUAUAUUUUUUUUUGUAUUUGGUAUUUUAGUCCCAGUUUUUACAAGUCUUGAUCACAAAGUUCACAAAACCUAGUGUCAUAUUGAACUUCUAGUAUAAAUGCAGAGAAGGAGUGAUUUGUUCCUUGGUUUGGAAGAAUAUGAUGGGGACAAGACAAAACAGAUUUGAUGUCCGAGUCAUGAUUCUUCUCGUUACGGCAUGUUUCAACUGCAUUUGGACUGAAGGCCAGAUUUAUUUCUGAUUUGUUCAAUUAUUGUGUAACAAAACAUUCUUGUACCAAUAAUGGAAGCUCUUGUUUCAGCUGUGCUGGUUCUGUGUAUAUUGCAGGUUGAUUGGAUUUGCACCUGGAUCUUGAAGCCUCACUAGUGGCUGUUCAAGGACUUGUACCAAUUAUUGAGUAACACAAUAAUAUGCCAAUGUUUGUGUUACCUUCAGUUUGUGUGAGUGUGUACGCGUGAGUGGAAUUCUUUUUUGUUUUUGAAAAGUUUCAGACAUUUGUUUGACACUAUGAAGAGUUUUUGUAAUUUUCUUCUGAGAGGCGACUGUUCAGUGAAAUACACAUUUCUUUCUACCCCACGAUUAAAUCAAUUAAACAGGUGAAAUAUCAAUUUAGCAUUGCAUGUUGUGUUUUACUGUGGUUCGCCUUUGGUUGGCUGAUUGAAGAACAAACAAGAAUAUAAUGUGGAAGGUUUGUGUCACUCCCAAAGCAUUUUGUCUAGACAAGCUUCUUUAAUACCUUAAUUGUUAAAGUGUUUCUUAAAUUCUUUCUUUUGGUCUUGUCUAUUAGUGAAAGAUGUUGAAGUCUAGCUCUGUAGCGGAGGCUGAACUAUGUUUGUCCUCUGCCUGUGUUCAGUGUGACGAGUUCAAAUCUAAAUAUAUUACUGUACUGUAAAUUCAUUUAAAGUUUGCAAUAGAUACUUUUACAGAGAUUUUUUUUUUGUGUGUGUGUUUUAUAAAUCAUUUAAAAGAGAAAAUAUAUUGUUUUAGGAAAAAAGACCAUGUCACUUGUUUAUUCAGCUGUAUGUUUAAUGCAGCCUCUCUAAUACAGUGAAUGGUAUGUUUAAAGUCAGGUGGGAAAAACAGAGGCUACCUCACUCACAUUUAUACCGAAUUCAAUAAAAAAAAUAAAAAUACAAAAAGGAAACCAA
This is a messenger RNA of Carassius auratus (goldfish), 3085 nucleotides long. Its product is annotated as casein kinase II subunit alpha. The transcript is spliced from 15 exons. Lineage: Eukaryota; Metazoa; Chordata; Actinopteri; Cypriniformes; Cyprinidae. The record is from RefSeq and is a predicted model, not a curated record. The coding region runs from base 339 to 1526 and encodes 395 amino acids. Gene Ontology annotation, molecular function: protein serine/threonine kinase activity; ATP binding. Gene Ontology annotation, biological process: peptidyl-serine phosphorylation; regulation of cell cycle; peptidyl-threonine phosphorylation. Gene Ontology annotation, cellular component: protein kinase CK2 complex; nucleus; cytosol.